UGGCUUUUCCUCAUAUUUUCAAUUGCUUCUCUCCUCUCUCUCUCUCUCUCUCUCUCUCUCUAUAGCCAUUGUCGUGGGCUCCCACUAGCAGCUUUCUUGUCUUCCUCCAUUUUCUUUCUCUUCAUUCAACAAAAACAGAGGUUUUUGCCUCUUCCUCUAUUGUUUCACUCUUUAGGUACACAAAAAUUCACUCUUUUUCGUUUUCUGUGAAUCGUUUUUUUUUUCUUUGUUGGGAGGGGAAAAGUUACAGUUUUUCCUUUGUUUCGGAUAAAAAUUUUGUUUUUUUUUUGGUUUGAGUUAAGAAAGCUAUAUAGAGAGAGAGAAAGAUUGAAACUUUUGAUGUGAAUUAGGGUUUGUGAAUUGGGGAAAAAGCAAUCAAUCAGAGAUGGCUCAACAGAGACAAUUUCAGAUGGAAGGUAAUAAUAAUAAUAAUACGAACGAUACCAAGUUGACGAAAAUCUUCGUGGGAGGAUUAGCUUGGGAGACGCAGAGAGAUACAAUGAGACGUUACUUUGAACAGUUUGGUGAUAUCGUUGAAGCUGUCGUUAUUACUGAUAAGAACACUGGAAGAUCCAAAGGAUAUGGAUUUGUGACGUUUAAGGAAGCCGAAGCAGCGAUGAGAGCUUGUCAGAAUAUGAAUCCUGUGAUUGAUGGAAGAAGGGCUAAUUGCAAUCUCGCUUGUCUUGGUGCUCAAAAACCUCGUCCUCCUACUUCUCCUAGACAUGGAGGAACAGGUAGAUUCAGAUCACCAGGAUCAGGAGUUGGAUUAGUUGCUCCUUCUCCUCAGUUUCGAGGCUCUUCUUCUUCCUCUGCUUUUGUUCCUCAACAACAACACACUGGUCAAUUCCCAUUUCCUUACUCUACUUACGGGUUUUCUGGUUAUUCUCAAGAGGGAAUGUACCCAAUGAACUACUACAAUCAUCAUCUCUAUGGAGGACAACAAUUUUCACCGUAUAUGGGACACCCAUCAUCAGGAUCAACAGGAAUGUUCCAUGGUUUUUAUCCUUUCUAUGCUCAAUACAAUGCAGCACAAAGUAGCAAUCAGGCACAAGCUCAAGUUCAAGCUCAACAUCACCAAGGUUUCAGCUUUCAAUACACUGCUCCUCCUGCUGCUCCUCUACUUCAAUAUCCUUACUUGCCUCAUCAGCAACACUUCAGUUCUCAGCAGCAAUUCAGCUCUCAGCAGCCUCCGCCUCCAAUCCUCUCCCUCCCAACCUCUUUAGCUCUAUCACUACCAUCAACUUCAUCACCAUCCUCAUCAACAUCCACCUCAGCUGCAACAAAAACAGUAGUUAUUACUACAGCAACAAAGAAUGCAGCAACAGGUGAAACUAGCACCAAAGAUGGUGAUGAAGCAAUUACAACAUCAACCACCAAGAUAGAGGGUUGAUUCAGUACUACUACAAUAGCCAGAGCAAGGGACAAACUUCAUUGUACACUAACUCAUCAUCGAUCUCUCCAUCAACGUUCUAGAAACAUUCAUUUAUCCAUCGUUUUUAGGAUUCUAGAAUCUUAAUUAGUACUUAGGAGGAAGAAGAAGAAGAAGAAGAAGAAGAAGAAACCAUCAUCACAUUCUUUGUUUUUUUUGUUGUUGUUUCAAGAUUCACAUUGCAUUUUUAGGUAAAAGAAUCAAGAGAAAGCAUUGGUGGCUUUUUUUUAGAUUCUUAAGAAAACUUGGAUUGAUGCAGAAAGCAUCAUCAGAUUAUUACAUUCAUUUGGGGAUUUUUAUUUUUCAGGUUCAAAAGAAAUGUUUUAUGUCUUCUUUUGAACCUUUUAAGCUUCGGAUAAGCUUAAAAUCCUUUCUUUUACAUUUGUAAUUCUUGAAAUUGUUAUAAUUCAAUCACAUUUCUUCUUCUUCUUCUUA
This is a messenger RNA of Arabidopsis lyrata subsp. lyrata, 1864 nucleotides long. RefSeq names its product probable RNA-binding protein ARP1. The transcript is spliced from 6 exons. Gene Ontology annotation, molecular function: RNA binding. Bases 386 to 1390 code for a protein of 334 amino acids. Lineage: Eukaryota; Viridiplantae; Streptophyta; Magnoliopsida; Brassicales; Brassicaceae. The record is from RefSeq and is a predicted model, not a curated record.